Messenger RNA from Pteropus alecto (black flying fox), 3935 nucleotides. It is a transcript of the gene SSR1, whose product is annotated as signal sequence receptor subunit 1. Gene Ontology annotation, cellular component: endoplasmic reticulum; endoplasmic reticulum membrane. Bases 108 to 968 code for a protein of 286 amino acids. Lineage: Eukaryota; Metazoa; Chordata; Mammalia; Chiroptera; Pteropodidae. The transcript has 8 exons. The record is from RefSeq and is a predicted model, not a curated record.
GUGCCCCGCCCCUCCCCGCUCGGAGCCCGGAUGAAGAGUAACGCCAUUACCGCCGGAGCGGUCGAGAACUCUCGCGGACCGAGACUGGACAUCCGACGAGCUGCGCCAUGAGACUCCUCCCCCGUCUGCUUCUGCUUCUUUUGCUCGUGUUACCCGCCACCCUCUUGCUCCGAAGCGGCCCUGGAGGUCCAGUAGCAGCAGCUCAAGACCUUACAGAAGAUGAAGAAACAGUGGAAGAUUCAAUAAUUGAAGAUGAAGAUGAUGAAGCAGAGGUGGAAGAAGAUGAACCCACAGAUUUGGCAGAAGAUAAAGAGGAAGAAGAUGUAUCCGGUGAACCUGAAGCUUCACCAAGUGCAGAUACAACUAUUUUGUUUGUGAAAGGAGAAGAUUUUCCAGCAAAUAACAUUGUGAAAUUCCUGGUAGGCUUUACAAACAAGGGUACAGAAGAUUUUAUUGUUGAAUCUCUAGAUGCCUCAUUUCGUUAUCCUCAGGACUACCAGUUUUAUAUCCAGAAUUUCACGGCUCUUCCUCUGAACACUGUAGUGCCACCCCAGAGACAGGCAACUUUUGAGUACUCCUUCAUUCCUGCAGAGCCCAUGGGUGGACGACCCUUUGGUCUAGUCAUCAACCUGAACUACAAAGAUUUGAAUGGUAAUGUAUUCCAAGAUGCUGUCUUCAAUCAAACAGUUACAAUUAUUGAAAGAGAGGAUGGGUUAGAUGGAGAAACAAUCUUUAUGUAUAUGUUCCUUGCUGGUCUUGGGCUCUUGGUGGUUGUUGGCCUUCAUCAACUCCUAGAAUCCAGAAAGCGCAAGAGACCCAUACAGAAAGUAGAGAUGGGUACAUCAAGUCAGAAUGAUGUUGACAUGAGCUGGAUUCCUCAGGAAACUUUAAAUCAGAUCAAUAAAGCUUCACCAAGAAGGUUGCCCAGGAAACGGGCACAGAAGAGAUCAGUGGGAUUUGAUGAGUAAAUGUUCCUUUGUGCAACAAUUCAGUCUUUACUUAACCUGCCCUAAUGUUUUUCGGCCUGAUGGGAAUUAGUGCAGAGAAGCCAUAUCACCAUAGAAGGCAACUACUACUUAUGUGUGGACUGAGCAAUCAGAGUCUAUGGCGAUAAUAUUGCUGAAAGUGCACUGCAUUCAUUUUUCUAAAGUAACAAAUUUAGAAACCAUUAAAAUCUAUGUGUGUGCGUGUGUAUGUAUGUGAACAGUUGGUCUUACCAGAAUCAUUGUUGAACUACCUGAAGCAUGCCUUUAGAAUACUAAGUAUAUUGUUUCUUCCUUUUUAACAUUUUCUGAUAUUUUCUCCCCCAAAUCAAUAUUUACCCAAUAUGAUUAUAGAUGGUUCUGCCUUAGACUGUUUUAAAGAAAACAAUUUGCUUUUUCCUUAGACUAGCUCAAAUCCCAGUUGAUGGUACAGAUUAGUAUUUUGUUAUUGUUGCUACUUUACAACAGUAUUCUAAAGGCACAAACAGGAGUGGCUGCUUUUUAGCAAUAGAAUUGUUUUGGUAUUUUGCUGCUGUUUACUUUAAUAACGCACCUUCAAAAAACUUCCCAAAUGAGUUGAAGGAAUUUGGGGAUCUCUAGCAACAAAAUUGUGAAACAUGAAAAUUCUGCUGAUUUGAUAUAUAAAAUCAACCCCACUCUCUUUUUAUCAAAAAGAAAAUGGUAUAUUUGUGGAAACUGAGUUGUGUUGUCCAUCAUUGUUCUAUUUCUGACCCAAGAGAUAGCUUUGGAAUGAUUUUAUACCUACUUAGUUUUUUUUAAAGAGAUUAUUUUUCUCUCUUUAAUAGAAGCAUUAAGAAAAUGCUUAAUGCUUUUGGCGUUGGUCUAUAGACUAAGCAAAACAUCAGUUAAUAAUGGCAGAUGCCUUUCAACUAAUUCUAAUCUGUUUAAAAAAAAAAAAAAUGAGUUGGGUGUUUUUUAAGUGGUUAUUCACCAGUUGCUUUUUAUCUAAUCUUUUGGGGAUUUUGGUUGUCGAUAUAAUCUUUUUUAAGUUAAACUGAAGAAUUCUAAAAUUUUAAGCACUUAAAAUCUAAAGAACUAAAUUGGACUUGAUAAAAUCCUCUUACAGAGUUAUUCGCCCUAUAGGUAGUAAAUUAAGUUUGGCAUCAUUGUCAGACUGGAUAAAGGAUAAAAUAUAAUAGCGUGAACAAAUUAGAGGCUUUUUCCUCUGUCGUUAAGCCAUAUUCUCCCACAUAUAUUUUGUAAGGAAAUGAUAAAUGAAAUUUUAUCAGCUGAUUAAUUCCUGGUUGUCUUCAUUAUAAUGAAUUAACCCCUCUUCAUUAUAAUCCCCACCUAUACCAAGGCCCACACAAAAACAAAACACCAAAAAAAAAUCUUUCCAAGUUGCUUAAGUAUUUACACAUCUGAGCCAAAAUCAGUGAAAAUAAAAUAGAAAUUAUUGGGUAGUUAUUAAUCACAUUGCAAGUAGGGGCUAUGGUGUCAAAAUAUCUGUGUUGGCAUUGAUGAACUAUAAACUUUCUAUACCUGUAAUAUAAAAUGUUUGAGUUUUUAAUUGAGCUGUAUGAGCAGUAGUUUAUUUUGAAAAGGCUCUAUGAGCUCUAAGAAACUGCAUGGUUUUUUGUUUAAUGUAAUAUAGGAGACCCUCCAUUUUCUCAAAGAAUAUAUUCUCCAAAUAUUUUUGUGAAUGUCCAAGUUUGUGAACCUACUAGAACAUAAUGCAGUGAGGUGUGAUUACAAAAUUUAAAUAACCUCUGGAGAGUUUUAUUGAAUACCUGGUGACAGGUGCCAGCCCUUCUGACUCCUAAAUAAUUUGCCUUACAUGUUAGCCCUUCCACUUCUGAGGUUCAAAUUAGUGUCUCAGAAAUAAUUUGUCAUGUUUUAUUUUUUUAGCAUAGAUCGGGAACAGUUGAAAACUCAGAUGCCAGGGGUCUUCUCUCGUAUCAGUUAAAUGUUUAGCAGAAACUAACUCCAUAAUAAUUGGAAUUCAAUUCCACACAUGGUUUGUUCAAGCACACUUAAUAAGUAGCCUAUUUUUAAAUGUCUUUUUUAAAUGUAAAUAUUUGGAUGAAGUUUUUGUUUGUUUUGAUAUAUUCAUUUGCUGCAUCAACCAUGGUUUCAGAAUUUACCUUGAACAGCUUGGUUUCAGAAUCUGUAAAAUGAACUAAGAAUCUUGUGUAUUAAUUCAGACAUGUGAGACUAAUGUGUUCAUAAAGCAUGGAUCUUGCUUUGGUUGUAUAGCUUCAUCAUUCAUUUCAUGGUAUUACAUAGUGACUUUUAAAAGCCUUCUAAAGUGUUGGAGGCGGGAAAAGGAAAUGGGACCUCCAAGGUAGAAGCAGAAAGAAGCCUGAGGCCUGAGGAAAACAGAAAUCAGGAAGAAAGGAACCUUGACUUGAUUUUAGUAAAGUUUUUAAUUUUAAAUAAGCCUCAGAAAAUAGUUACUGACAGAAAAAGGCAAAUUUAGAUCUUAAAAAAAGAAAAAAACAUUAAAAAGCCGGUGCCUUACAGAUGUAUUUGCAGUGCAACAGCAUGGAAUUGUAUUUUGGCUCUAUUUGGGAGAAGUAAAUGAUGGUAAUGUGACUUCUAAACCUUUAUUUAAUGACUUGUGUUAUUUUGGAGCUAUAGUAGUGGAUAAAUGUAAUAUGCGAGGCUCAUAUAACAUUUUUUUGUGGUACAAUGAUAUCCAUACCCUUGGUAUGAAGGAGAUUUCACUGGCUAAUGCAUUUAAAUAAUGAUGUAGUUUUUUUUUUUUUUUUAACUAUGAGUUGCAAUACACAUCUUUCACCAAGAAUUGGAUAGGUUAUACCUUCGUUUUUCAGUCUUAAUUUUAUUUCCAAAAUUAGAUGUUAGCUUAAAUUUUAAAACAUUUCCAAAUGUGCUUGAAGUAAUUUACCAGUUUGGGACAGCAUCGUUUAUAGUUGUAAAAUUAAUAAAUUUUUUCUGAUUUUAUUAAAUAAAAUCCUACUUUUCUUUGAA